CAAAAUUAUGUGAGUUUUUAAUAAAAAUAUGAUACUUCAAUUCAAAUGCGAAAGAUUACACUAUAUUCUAAACACUCACUAUAUAGUAACAGUUUAUAAAGAUAAAAUGACCAUCGGCAACAAAGUAAAGUCUCUUUCAUAAUAUCAAAUAGAGUCACCAGAAAUAUGAGUAUAAAUUUACACUUGAAAAUGUUAUACACUUUUAUGUGGACUGUUUAAGAAUCCAAGCUUUUGGGAUUGAGUACAAAGGAAUGAUAAAGUUUUUUAAAGCAAACUAUAAAGAUUUGGAAUAAAUGAGAAACUUAUGUAGGAAUCUCAUAUGUUUUGAUAAUAUAGUUGAGUUAUACAAAUAAAUAGAUUUGAGUGAUCCAUCUAGGAUUUAAGAUUAGAUAUCCCUUUAAUUAUGUAGCAUGAAGUUGGUAAGUUAAUAGCAGUUACUAAGAGAGGUCCCAAUAGUACGAUAAUUGAAUUAUCAUGGAGUAAUUUCAUACCGUGAAUGCUUUCAAUAUAAAAGUCAAUAUUAUAUUGUAACAGAAUUUGUUGGAGGAAUAACAUUACAUAAAUUCAUAAUUUAAAAUCCUAAGUUGAGUCAUUUGUAAUGUCGAGCAAUAAUACUUGUAAAUGUUUUAGUUUAUUGAAAGCAACUUCUAAAGGCAGUCAAAUAUUUGCAUGACCAUUACGUCAUUCAUGUUACAAUCGAUGUUUAUCAUAUAAUUUACAAAUCAGAUUUCAUCAAAAUAAUUGAUUUUUCUUAAGCCCAGCAAACUAAUAUUAUAGAUGAUUAAGACAUAAAGAAUUGUAGUAGAGUUUUAUAUUAUUUGUAUUAAAUUGUAAAUAUAAAAAAAGGUAUACAGGGAAAGAAUAUAAUGAGAAAGAUAAAGAGUAAAAUCUAUAGACAAUGCAAAAUGCUUAAACACCAAAAUUAGCUUAGGAAAUUAUUCUGAGUAUGAUGUAUGAAACAAACUUGAGUGUGAGUUAAAUUUUAGAACAUCCUUAUUUCUCUUUUUCACUAGAUCCAGAAGAGAGAAAGAGAAGAUUUUAAAAGUUUUAGCGAAUAUAGAGAUCAACUUCAGAAAUGGAUGAUAGUGAGGCUGUUUCAUAGAGCAUACCUGAAAUGUUAACUAAUAAGAGUAAAUCCUUAAGGUAAUUGAUGUGAAC
Paramecium sonneborni is the source of this 1158-nucleotide messenger RNA. The record is from the annotation of a GenBank genome assembly. NCBI's taxonomy places the organism in Eukaryota, Ciliophora, Oligohymenophorea, Peniculida, Parameciidae.